This is a messenger RNA of Carcharodon carcharias (great white shark), 1602 nucleotides long. RefSeq names its product mitochondrial ribosomal protein L37 (gene mrpl37). Gene Ontology annotation, biological process: translation. Gene Ontology annotation, molecular function: structural constituent of ribosome. Lineage: Eukaryota; Metazoa; Chordata; Chondrichthyes; Lamniformes; Lamnidae. Gene Ontology annotation, cellular component: mitochondrion; ribosome. The transcript is spliced from 7 exons. Bases 110 to 1357 code for a protein of 415 amino acids. The record is from RefSeq and is a predicted model, not a curated record.
CCAUGCCUUUCAGAACCCCCUUGUUGCCAGAGUAACGCGGCCGGGCCUAACAUUUCUCCUGCAGCCUCGGAUUUGCCGGCUGAUCUUGUUUUUUUUUAAAUUCCCCGCGAUGUGGAGCGGGGGUUCGCGUGUCCGGGCGCUAACUUUAGUGCCGGCGUUGCCAGGCCGCCGUCUUCUCCGUGUCGCCGCCGGGUUGUCCGCUCAGGCCCAGCGGCUGCAGAAGAAAUUGGAGCCGGUGGAAAUCCCGGGCCUGGAGCCCAUCACAUACUGGGACAGGAUGCAUUACGUGCCGGGCUUGGCUGACCCCAAGUGCCCGGUCUGGGACAGAGGUUGGGAAGACCCGUUCCACCGCCGGGGUCCCAAGUAUGAGGAAAUGCCGCUGUAUAAGGAGAAGCCAUGUUACACAUUCCACCAGAGAACCAAGAUGCUGGAGGGUGUUAAACAAGCUCUUUGGCUGACCAAGUCUAAGCUAAUAGAAGGCCUUCCUAAGCAGAUACUAAGCAUAGCUGAAGAUCCUGCGAAUUGCAUUGAAGACCAGGAUGAGCGUGUAAAGACAGCUAUCAGUCAUGCUCGUUUUUGGACCACCACUGAAAUUCGUCCCAAAAGAGAUCGCUUUUGCCCUGUGCUAUUGCAGGACCUCUUACACUUAUGCGGGAUCCUGCAACCUCGAUUUCCCACACUUGGAAACAGGAUGCUGGCAGAAAAUUACCGUGUGGCAGCAAUAUGGGAGAGAGAGUCUGACAUAUUCCGGGUUUGCGGUUUAAAUGGAAUCCUCUUGAGUAGUAAGCAGCCUUUACCAGCAGUAGCAGGAAAAGAGGAGAUAUUAAGCACUGAAAGUCAUGCCCUCCCAACCUUCUAUCCCAUCUCUCCCAACAUUGACCUGCAGCCUACACUUGUCUAUAAAGAAUGCAAUGACACAGGUUUCCGUGAUGGGUACCCUUUUCCUUAUGCGCACACGCUGUAUAUUGCAGAAUCCUCUGUUAAUAUGACAAGGUUCAAACCAGAACCACUGAGGGCCAAGAUGAUCAUGUUCACAUUUGCAAAUGCUCUUGCAAGGGCCAAGCUUCUGUAUGGUGAAGAGCCAAAGGAAUUGGAUAAUCCUAUCACAGUGCAAUGCAUUGCCACAAAUGGAAGAAUGUUCCAAUUUCUGGUGUUGCAGCUAAAUACCACAGAUCUACAAUCAAAUGAUGGUGUGAAAAACCUAAUUUGGUUAGAUAAAGAUCAGCUACUGUAUGACUAUGCAAAGUGCCGUCCAUCAAUCAGAAAGAAAAUAGUCCAGGUUCCUGCUGGACUGUCUGGAUAUUGUCCAGAGACAUUCAGUAAGUUCCUUGCCAUGUACUUGCACGGAGCUGUAUAAAAUCAUAUGGAAAACAGAUCAGUGCUAUCAUGAAGAACUGUAACUUACCUGGAAAUGUCAAGGAAACGAAGGAUCUAAGUUGGAUACCAGCAGAAAUACACUGUAAACUGAUUUGAGGUAUAAACAGUGUAACCAUAUACAAUGUUACUUAGACUUUUAUGAAGACUAGAACUGAGAGAUAAAUGAAUUAUGUUGGAAUUAUUUAUGUGAAUAAUGCUACUUUAAUAAAAAUAUUUUUUUCACAA